AUGGUCAGCUCCUGUUGUGGCUCUGUCUGCUCUGAGGAGGGCUGUGGCCAAGGCUGCUGCCAGCCCAGCUGCUGCCAGACCACCUGCUGUAGGACCACCUGCUGCCGCCCUAGCUGCUGUCGCCCCAGCUGCUGUGUGUCCAGCUGCUGCAGGCCCCAGUGCUGCCAGUCUGUGUGCUGCCAGCCUACCUGCUGCCGCCCCAGCUGCUGCAUUUCUAGCUGCUGCAGGCCUUCCUGCUGCCGCCCUAGCUGCUGUGUGUCCAGUUGCUGCAGGCCCUCUUGCUGCAUCUCCAGUUGCUGCCGCCCCUGCUGUGCUAGUUCUAGCUGUUGUGGAUCCAGUUGCUGCCGCCCCACUUGUUGCAUUUCCAGCUGCUGCAGGCCUUCUUGCUGUCGCCCCAGCUGCUGUGUUUCCAGCUGCUGCAGGCCCCAGUGCUGCCAGUCUGUCUGCUGCCGCCCCAGCUGCUGUGUGUCCAGCUGUUGUAGACCUCAGUGCUGCAUCUCUAGCUGUUGCCGCCCCACCUGCUGCCAGACCACCUGCUGCAGAACCACUUGUUGCCGCCCAGCAUGCUCCAGUGUUUCUUGCUGCUGA
This is a messenger RNA of Rattus rattus (black rat), 588 nucleotides long. RefSeq names its product keratin-associated protein 4-2-like. Gene Ontology annotation, cellular component: keratin filament. The record is from RefSeq and is a predicted model, not a curated record. NCBI's taxonomy places the organism in Eukaryota, Metazoa, Chordata, Mammalia, Rodentia, Muridae.